UCGAUUUAAAGAAGCGUCUGGUUGCAAUCCGCCUCCCUCUCGUGUGUUAUCAACCAACCGCCUCCCUCCUCGUCUCCGGCGAGAACCGUUGAGCUCCGAAGAAGGGUCCUCAACUUCUUAAAUCCAAGAUCUCGCACACAGAUCCAUCUCCUACCCAUGGUAACCGGAGCAUGCGCCAUGGAGGUCCUUGGAAGCCCCAGCUUCACGGCGGCCUGCCUCUUGGUCGCGCUCUCCUUAUUUUCUGUUGGCCUCAAGUCUUUGCUUUCAGGGGUGCGGAUCCCUGGGAUCCGCCGCAGGAGGAAGAAGCCCGUCCGGGUUUACAUGGAUGGGUGCUUCGACAUGAUGCACUACGGCCACUGCAAUGCCCUGCGCCAGGCUCGCGCCCUCGGAGACCAGCUUGUUGUUGGGGUGGUGAGUGAUGACGAGAUCAAGGCGAAUAAGGGGCCGCCCGUCACCCCGCUUCACGAAAGGAUGACAAUGGUUGGUGCAGUGAAGUGGGUUGAUGAGGUCAUUCAAGAUGCUCCUUAUGCUAUAACUAAAGAAUUCAUGAAUAAGUUAUUCACUGAAUACAAUAUAGAUUACAUCAUCCAUGGGGAUGACCCUUGCCUCCUUCCAGAUGGUACUGAUGCAUAUGCUCUGGCCAAAAAGGCUGGCCGAUACAAGCAAAUUAAAAGAACAGAAGGAGUAUCAAGCACUGAUAUUGUUGGUCGUAUGCUACUUUGUGUAAGGGAGAGAUCACUAAAUGGCAGUAACCAUUCUUCUUUGCAACGGCAGUUCAGCCAUGGACACAAUCUGAAAGUUGACAAUGUAGGGUCUGCUACAGGAACUCGGAUCUCCCAUUUCUUGCCUACAUCCCGGCGAAUAGUGCAAUUUUCAAAUGGCAAGGGUCCUGGACCUGAUGCUCGUAUCAUUUACAUUGAUGGUGCAUUUGAUUUAUUCCAUGCUGGACAUGUGGAGAUACUACGACUUGCUCGAGAACUUGGAGAUUUCCUACUUGUAGGAAUUCAUACAGAUCAAACAAUCAGUGCCACUCGAGGACUCCAUCGCCCAAUAAUGAAUCUCCAUGAGAGGAGCUUGAGUGUUUUGGCCUGUCGUUAUGUAGAUGAAGUGAUAAUUGGUGCUCCUUGGGAAGUUUCAAAAGAUAUGAUUACCACCUUUGAUAUCUCUUUGGUGGUUCAUGGAACUAUAGCUGAAAAUAUGGAUUUCCUGAAGGAGGAUUCAAAUCCAUAUUCUGUUCCCAUGGCUAUGGGAAUCUACAAGCAACUACAAAGUCCUUUAGAUAUCACAACUAGUACAAUCAUCAAGAGAAUUGUUUCUAAUCAUGAAGCAUAUCAGAAAAGAAACGAGAAAAAGGAAGCAAGUGAAAGGAGGUACUACGAGAACAAAAGCUAUGUCAACGGCGACUAACACCCACUUAGUGAACUAGGAAACAUUAUUCUUGAAACCCCUACAUUUCUAAUGCCUGCAGGGGCAGUUGUUGCAAUAUCGAGCAAGUUCAUCGGCUUGAAUUUUGUUUGUUCUAUAAUUUUUCACAGAAGCUCAUUAUGCAGCUACUAUAUAUAUACAUAUAUAUAUCAGUUUACAGGGUGUAAUUUUGUCAGUUAUUUACCUCAAUAGUCUGGGGCAACAAUCGAUGGAUUUAUUAUUAGUUUUGGUUGCUUCUA
Zingiber officinale is the source of this 1664-nucleotide messenger RNA. RefSeq names its product ethanolamine-phosphate cytidylyltransferase-like. Gene Ontology annotation, cellular component: cytoplasm. Gene Ontology annotation, biological process: phosphatidylethanolamine biosynthetic process. Lineage: Eukaryota; Viridiplantae; Streptophyta; Magnoliopsida; Zingiberales; Zingiberaceae. Gene Ontology annotation, molecular function: ethanolamine-phosphate cytidylyltransferase activity. Bases 157 to 1407 code for a protein of 416 amino acids. The record is from RefSeq and is a predicted model, not a curated record. The transcript has 9 exons.